Messenger RNA from Miscanthus lutarioriparius, 1296 nucleotides. Lineage: Eukaryota; Viridiplantae; Streptophyta; Magnoliopsida; Poales; Poaceae. The record is from the annotation of a GenBank genome assembly.
AUGGGUUGCCGGAAGCAGCUGUUUGGAGAGAAGAGCAAUUGUAAAGGGGUUGUGACUGAAUCGUCAGCAUCGCAGACAAUGCACACAACUAAUGUGGCUGUGGCAGAUGGAAGAUCAGAACAAGAUCACGAUGGGUUACCGGCAUGCAUUUCAGAAGGUGGAACAUCAUCGUGCACACCAGGCCGUAACGAGGAUGUUGUGGCUGGCAUUUCAGAAGCCGGAACAUCAUCCAGCAGAGGCAUGUUCUCACCAAUGGCAAUAGUUACAGAAAGCGAGAACGCUACACCAGAUGCCGAAAAGAAGUACACACAUAAAGAAGACAUUGAUCCUGCCCUCAUUCCUAGGCCUGGGAUGUCAUUCAGAAACCGAAAAGAGGCCAGGGCUUUCUAUGAAGCGUACGCCGAGGAGGUUGGAUUCAAUUUGAGCUAUGGAAACAGUAAAACAUAUUCAUAUAUUAUACAGUGCAGCAAUGAGGGGGUUCAUACUUACUUUAAAAAAAAUGAGGAGCUGCGUGUUAGGAACAAUACCACAAAGAAGACACACUGCAUGUCGAAGAUGAAGCUUAAAAGAAUUUAUGAUGAAAACAAGAAUGAAAUAUCAGUGGUGAUUGAGCAAGUGGAUCUAAUGCAUAACCAUCCAUGUCUUAAAAAGAAAGAAGAAAUAAUAAAUAUGAGAUCACACAAGGAAAAGGAUCCGGUAUUACUUGAGUUUGUUGAUGACCUCCAAGCAGCGGAUGUCCCGCAUCAUAGUAUACAGAACAUUGUUAGGGACAUGCAUGGGGGAGGUGAGAACGUGCCAAUGACCAGGCGGGAUCUUGAGAACAGGAAGGCGGCUAAUGUGAGGGCAGAACAUGCCAAUGACAUUGCGAAGCUUCUAGAAUUCUUUGAAGACUGCAAGGCGCAGAACCCACAAUUUUGUUGUUGCCAGGGCAUGCGCAUAGCGUGCAAGGAGGGCGCCGUGGGGAGCCGCGUGGUGCUGGAGCGAGAGGAAUCCAUGAAGUGGUUCGACAACGACCGCUACCUCGCCCUCGUCAAUAACCUGGCCGCCGCCGGCAACCGGAGGCCUGCUUUGUGCUCGGGCUCACGCUCGUCUUCGCGCAGCAGCGGUGCACGGCGCCCGCCGGCACCGAGUGGCUCAGACGGGCGGCCUACGUGCUCGGCGUCCUCCACUACGGGGACAAGGACGCCCGCGACGGCGCCAAGCAGUACAUCAGGCAAGUCGAGGGCGAGGCGGCGCUCGACGGGUGCAACAGCAAGGUCUGCAGGAGACCAACCGGGAGUGCGUGAGGUACCCUGA